Messenger RNA from Xiphias gladius (swordfish), 4975 nucleotides. RefSeq names its product chromodomain Y-like protein 2. The coding region runs from base 288 to 1823 and encodes 511 amino acids. Gene Ontology annotation, cellular component: nucleus. The record is from RefSeq and is a predicted model, not a curated record. The transcript is spliced from 7 exons. Lineage: Eukaryota; Metazoa; Chordata; Actinopteri; Istiophoriformes; Xiphiidae. Gene Ontology annotation, molecular function: transcription corepressor activity.
CAGGCUGAGCAUUCUUAGCCGGGAACUAGUUCUCAGUCCUGCACUUGGGUCUGGGUAAACAGCACCGCCCCGAUGGUUGUUUGUUUUAAAUGUGGAACGAUCCAUCGCAGAGCGCCGGGCUCGAUUGACACUGUCUGCUGAUCUGCUACUGCGGAUUGCUCAGAAUAACAAGGCUGCUCGCUAAUUCCCGUCUAUCGGGGUUUUCGCCGAAACACCGAGAGAGUAGGGUCCAAAAAAAGCCAACAAGGCAGGCAAGAACGCCGCGCCGCCGGAAUCCGCACCCCAGAAUGGCUUCGGGAGACCUUUACGAGGUGGAGCGGAUUGUGGACAAGAGGCGGAACAAGAAGGGUAAGUGGGAGUACCUGAUUAGGUGGAAAGGUUAUGGAAGUAAGGAGGACACAUGGGAGCCAGAGCAUCACCUACUGCACUGCGAGGAAUUCAUUGACCAGUUCAACAGCUUGAGACUGCACUCACACAAACGGCCCAAAGCUCCAAAAAAUCGUGGAGACCCCCUCAUCACCAGGCACCCAUCUGCUACAGAAAACUCCAGAGCUAGGUCCGAGGCCCGCAAAAAGAAAAGGACUUGUGGCUCAACUGUGGGGGAUGGAGUAGGAGCUGUUCUGGGGAUUGCAAGCGGAGGGUCAGGACCCACUCAGAAGCAGAGGAGGGUGGGUGUAGGACCCGGGAAGCAUAUUUUAGGGGACAGAAUGAGCAAAGCCAUGACGUACAAGGCUCCUUCACCAGGGGGACCUCACUUUGUCCCUCCAGUAAGGGUUCCACAUAAUGGACUCCAGAAUGGAGAGAUGGAGCCUCUGGUGUACAGGACAGCACCAAAGUCACACAGACUGCCCUCAGACAAAGUGGAUGGAGAACAAAGAGACAUGGAUACCACUGGACAGCAGUACACCACUAAACUAGGCUCCCCUCUUGCCAAUGGAAAGAUGCAUCUGCACAGCUCAGUAAAGCGGAAGCUGGCUGAGGAGAAGGGCUACGUGUUCGACAAGCGGCUUAGGUACAACGUGCGACAGAACGAGAGCAACUGUCGUUUCCGAGACAUCGUGGUCAGGAAGGAGGAGGGCUUCACGCAUGUCCUGCUGUCCAGCCAAACGACAGACAACAACGCUCUGACACCAGAGAUCAUGAAGGAAGUAUGUCGAGCUCUGACUAAUGCAGCUGCUGAUGACAGUAAAUUAUUAUUGCUUAGCUCCGUGGGGACUGUUUUCUGCAGUGGCCUGGAGCCGUCCUACCUGAUAGGGCGUCUGUCCACUGACCGCAGAAAAGAAAGCAGCCGCAUCGCAGAUGCUGUUCGGGACUUUGUGUUGGCAUUCAUUCACUUCAAGAAACCCAUUGUGGUGGCAAUAAAUGGGCCUGCUCUGGGCUUAGGGGCCUCCAUCCUGCCACUGUGUGAUGUGGUGUGGGCCAGUGAGAGGGCCUGGUUCCAAACUCCAUGCGCAGCCCUCCAUCUCACCCCCUCUGGAUGCUCCUCUUACACCUUCCCCCAGAUCCUGGGCGUAGCUCUGGCCAACGAGAUGCUGUUCUGUGGAAGAAAACUCACAGCACAAGAAGCAUGCAGUCGAGGUCUGGUGUCACAGGUCUUCUGGCCAACCACAUUUAACCAAGAAGUGAUGCUGCGUGUGAAGGAAAUGGCGUCAUGCAAUGCGGUGGUUUUAGAAGAGUCCAAAUGCCUGGUUAGGAGUAUCCUCAUGUCAGUCCUGGAGGAAGUGAAUGAGAAAGAGUGUCAGAUGCUGAGGCAGCUGUGGUGUUCAACCAAAGGACUAGAGGCACUCUUCAGUUAUCUGCAGAACAAGGCGUAUGAGAAGUAACCAGCCACAGCCAGGAAACCAGAGAUGGUCAGUGUGGGUCUGACGCUACCUACAGAGGGACAUCCAGGAUGAUAAGGUUGUGAUCUCAAACUGAAGGAAAAGUUGCAUUAAAGGCCGUUGUUUCCAUCCAUCAGCAGAUGGGACACUCUGGAGUUCUGUUUGCUUAGAUUGCUACCAACAAAACAAAUUUCUUCAUGAUCCUCUUUUUAAAGCAACUUUUGUUAUUGGACCCACAACCGUCCAGAUGUUUCUCCUCUUGUUGAGUCAAAGAGCAAAGGGCCAAAUGCGCAUUGUUUAAACGCAGGGAGGUACAGAGUGUUUCUGCACCUAUGCGAGACUUAAUCAGGAUGUAUGAAAUCAAUGUAUGUCUGAAAGCACAUGAUAAAGUGAUGAUAAUAUAUAUUAAUAUAUAUUUAUUUCAAGUGUUUAAAAGAGUUGUUUUCUGUAUAUAAGAUGCAUUUUUUUCAGGAUUUUCUUUAAGUUGGUUAUUGUUUUGAGUUGAAGUGUAAACCAAAGUUUGCAUGAGGACACUGUUUCUUGCUCCUUAACGUGCACAUUCCAUCCGCUCUGUAUGGACAGAAGACAGCUACUAGAAAACUGGCCACAAAUUCUGAUACAUGCUCAAAAGUCUUUAUUACACAGAACGGACAUCUUGUUUUUCAGUGACUUUGUUUCCAUUACCAUACUCACCGAAAAUUUGCUUCCGUUACAUAAAAUCAAGAUUAAUGCUCGUGUACUCAUGAGACCGUCUGGUGAUGUUGCAUUAGUACACGCAGUCUCAUCCUCCAACUGUCCACAUCCAUCUUUCUUUAGUUAUUUUCACCUACAACAAAACAGAUACGGCAAGAGUUUAAUUGAAGACUUAUGUAUACAAAUAAAAUCUCAUUGAGGUCAGGAUUUUUAUUUCAAGGGAGACUUGUUUGAAUUGAAAUGCACGUAGAAUUUUUUUUUUUUUUUUUUUGAAAUCAGGAAAAUAAGUGGAAAUGGAGAACACUGGAAGUCUCGUGUGAAUGCUAACACUAAACAUACAAAUGUGUCCAUUCUUAAUCGACUGGCAUUUUGGCUUGAGUGCAAAAUGACUAUAGAUGAUUAAAUUAAUUAGCGGCACGUAUCAGAUGGAAGGAUUAGCAGUGACUUUUAUCCCACUUUGUUUGAGCUACACAUAGUAGCCUUACAGGCAGUACUGUGGUGGUACAUACAUAUAACAUGGCUUCCAGUUAUCAAUGCAGAUAGUGGUUGUGUGAAAUGUGUGAUUGUUGGUUUUUCUUUUUUUUUUUCUGAAAAAAAAAAAAUCACGUUGAAAUCAUCUGACAGUUAUUUCUUAGUUGUGUAUGUUGGAGCACACAAAAGAGAUGAUUCUCGCUUGGUCUUCUGGUAAUCACAUUGUGACUACACUAAUUGUCAGUGAUAUAUAUCAUGGAAAAUGCAACAGUUGUGUAGCUGGAGUUAACUUUGUCCUUUGUCAUCUGCAUGUGAUGAUUUAAGAUUUCAAAUAAUUUUAUAUUUUGAUGUGUACUAUAGUUAGGGAUCUAUUUUGUUUUACCAAAAAAAAAAGAGAAAAAAAAAAAGUUAAAAAAAAGUCUGUGAAAAUUGUUUUGUAAAACACAGAAGAUAUUUGUCGAUUUUUACAGUUGUACACAUGCAGUACAGAAUAAUAUAUAGAUAAUGUAGACUGUUUUGUAUAACUAAUUGCAUGUAAUAUACUGUACAUAUAAAUGUGUUGCCUGUCCUAAUACCUUGUAUUUCAGGGUUUGUUUUGUACCAGCAUUGUAAGUAUUGUUAGAAAUGUUGCAGUUUAUUUUUGUAUUUAUUUGAGAUAACUGUUUGGAUGUGCAGUGCCAUGUGGUUUCCUUUGCUCCAGAGGCACCCCGACUCUUUUAAUCACCCUUUCUAAAUUAUCCCAUUAAAAACUUGGAUCAACAAAAUGGGUCAGGAAAACAGAUCAUUUAUGCAUACAUAUAAACUCUCAAAACCAAAAUGCUUAGACACCGUUGUCACUUGAAUGUUAACAUUCUCAUUUGACAUUAACAGGUUAAGUAAUUUGCAGCAAAUUAUCGAAGGCAUGUCAUAUAAUUUAAUAUAUAACGUUAUGUCUUACUGAGCUUUAUAAAUACAAACAGAUGAUCAAUAAAAUGACAUUUAUUUAUUUGUCCACUCAUGCAUAGGAGACAGUGCUAGUGCUUCGUGAGGUUGUUUAAUGAUUUACAGUUUUAUUUGUGGCCGUUGCAGUUUGAUUGCAGGUAAUAAUUAAUGUCUUGAUGAAGCAUUUGGUGACAUUUUUAAGUCAUUAAAUACUCUAACUCUAUCCUUUUAUCCUAACUUUCCAAAUAUAUUACCAUCUACAGAACAGUGAUUCAGAUCACAAAAUCCAAACUCCCAUGUUCUCACAGGCAGCUUGGCAGAUGUGUGAUCAAAAAUAAAUUAGGAUUAUAUAAUUAAUCGGAAGAUGUUGGUAUUUUGUGGGGGUUUUGUUUUUGUUUUUGUUUUUUGUUUUUUUAAUGAAAGGGGUCCCUACAUUCACUUUUUCAACUAUAUUCUUCAUCUGUUGGUGAAUAACAGUUAACGUUCUUGCUUGGCUUUAAGGUCCCAAGAAAAGGUGAGAAGGACCUGUGUAAUGUGGCUACUGUACAGCAUCAGUGAAUGCAAACGACUCAGGUCCACUGAGCAUUAAUCACACUGAUCUUACAAGACAGGGGUCUCUAUGUAUUUAUUCCUUUUAUUUAUUUUAAUUUGUAAAAUAUCACUUUCUUUUCGGUGUUUCACUUGAGACAGAAUGCAUUUCAUUGUUUCAAAAAAAUGUUUCCAACUAUUGGUUUCUCUCUCAGGAACCAGAUCCAAAUUCCCACCUCAGCAUGUGUUUGAAGUUUACUUGAUCAUAAAAUUUGACGUAAAUCAAUUGUAACUAAAAAAACAAACAGACGUACUCGUGUUUGCUUCAUUAUUUAUUAGAAAUGACAGCACCCUUGACAGGUCUCUGUGUUUUUGUCUUUUAUAACCACAAUAUCUUGUGUCUCAUGUAUGUAUAUUUCAUUGUUCAUGUUUUUCUUUUCCUCCUACAUUGUCUCAAAGCACAUCUUGGGGUGCCUUACAAUCUAAAUAUUUGUCAAAGAUUGAUCCAUACUUUGUGACGGGUAGAGUGAGCUGCUUCAAAU